AUGCGAGUUGAAAGACAAGACUCGGGAAGACCAGACCAGACCAGACCGUUGCAGCCAGCUGUGGACCUCAAAGACAAUGAAGAGAAAAAAGACAGAGGCGGCACCCGAGUAUGCAGGUGUAGAAGAGGACAGACAAACCUCUGUAUCACCACUGAUUUCCGUAUUCAAAAUGGCUGCUUGGUCUAUACAAACUCCGAGGUGUGUGUCCCUAUCAGUGAGGUGAAGGAGAGGAAGAAAAAGAAGAAAGAUGGCAAUGACGAAGAGCGCAAUGGCAAAAAGAAAUCUGAGGCUUGUGAAGCUGUUAGUGGGGUGAAGAAAAAGAAGUUGAAAAAGGAGAAAGACGCCUGUGUGGACACUACAGAGUCGGCUGAUCUUACGGAGAGCCGUAAGAAUGAAGAGCUUAAUGGCAAGAAGAAAGAAACGCACAAAACCAAGCGUAUAAUUACCCAGAAGGACGGAGCGGAAGAAGAGGAAGGCGUGGAGGACGAGGACGAGGAGGAGGAGGAGGAGCUGAGCCCGGAGGAACAACGAGUGCUGGAGAGGAAGCUGAAGAAGAUACGGAAAAAGGAGCAGAAGAAGAAGCAGAAGGAAGACGGGAAGUCUGAGAAGGAGGAGAGCAAAAGCAGCACUGCACAGACGCUGGCUCUGGAUUAUCUGACAUGCUGGUCCGAGAAGCGAGACAAGUGGAAGUUCCAGAAGACGAGGCAGGUGUGGCUCCUGCAGCACAUGUACGACAGCGAGAAGGUGCCGGACGCUCAUUUCUCUGUUCUCUUAUCAUAUCUGGAAGGGCUGCAUGGCAUUGCUCGGGAGCUCACAGUGCACAAAGCAGAGGCUUUGGUCCGAUUUGGGGCGAGUCCAGAAGGGGAAGAGGACGGGGCUACAGAAGCACAGAAGAAGAUGCAACGGGCCAGAAAGGUCAUUCAGAUUCUCUUCUGAGGAUGCCGGGAAAAAAAGGACAAAAUACUCUCAUCAUCCUGCUCUCCAUCUCUCGCUGUCUGUUGUCUUUACUCGGACACGUCGGAUAUCUGUCAGUACAAUGACGCGAUGCGCUGAACUGAGUCAGUGGACAGAAACCAUGUCUGUGUGUUUGAGCCUGUAAAUAUUUAUGACAGAAAAAUGUCUCUCUUUUUUUUUUAAUAAAGACAUUUACGUUUGCA
This is a messenger RNA of Ictalurus furcatus (blue catfish), 1157 nucleotides long. RefSeq lists its product as uncharacterized. The record is from RefSeq and is a predicted model, not a curated record. The transcript has 8 exons. The coding region runs from base 1 to 936 and encodes 311 amino acids. Lineage: Eukaryota; Metazoa; Chordata; Actinopteri; Siluriformes; Ictaluridae.